This is a messenger RNA of Alternaria alternata, 1273 nucleotides long. RefSeq lists its product as hypothetical. The record is from RefSeq and is a predicted model, not a curated record. Lineage: Eukaryota; Fungi; Ascomycota; Dothideomycetes; Pleosporales; Pleosporaceae. The transcript has a single exon. The coding region runs from base 311 to 1225 and encodes 304 amino acids.
UUUAACAGGUCAGAGUGCGUUCAGGGAUGAUAUGACGGUUUGUAGUAGACUGUCGGCUAUGUAAACAAUCAGGUGAGCGAUUCAUGAAUAAUGCAAUAUAUUGGAAAUCUUGGAGUACGAGCACGGAUAUUUCGCAAUCGCACUGGAAUGCGCCCAGAUGGUGGUUGUAGCUUUUUUCAAUACUAACGUCUAGGUGGUGGUAUAGAAUACACAGCCACCCGUUCGCUACCGUACAACGACGACAAGGGAGCACGAAAAUACUUUUCUCACUUCAAUGUACUUCACUAUUCUUUAACUCAAUUAUAUCAAGAUGGUUAAUACUACCUCACUCAGUGUGGUAGCAGCCACGCUCAACGCUGCCAACAUACCUACCUUCACACGUAUCGUGACUACCACCAUGGUUACUCCCACACUCGCUACAGUAAUAUCCACCACUUCGUCGACAAAAACCACUAUAUUCCCCACCAGCACUAUCCCCACAACCCUCGGUAGUCUCCAAACUUUCCCAUCCGAGCACAUUCAAAAUACACAAGGCGACUGUCGCCCUCAAGCUCCAGGCUACGGCCCUGUCCCAGAAGAAGACAACGUGUCGUCCUUCUACACGUCUCCAUUAAUUCGCACUCCAGCUCUAGAGGCUACCACACCCCAUGGCUAUACCCUCGCCUUUUGUGGGGCGAAUGCAUCAUAUGUCGGCACGAACUACCUUGGAUAUCACGAACUGGAAGCAUACAGUCCAACCGAGUGUGCGAGUAGAUGUCUCAUGUGGGGGAGAUCUAACCUAGACGGCGAGCCAGAAGUUUCAUCGACCACUCUGUUCCCAAACGGAUUCGACUACUCCGCUACACCUACCAGCACACCCACGUUACGUGCGCAGAUGUGCAACAGCUUCAAUAUCUAUUUUGAGCGCUCCCCAUCUAUUAAUCUGGGAGAAGAGUGUCAGGACGCGAAUAGUCGCACUAUCGUUAAAUGUGCACUUUGGGGCGAGGGAAAUAUGCGCGAAGAGUGUGCGACAAAUACAGGCUACAAGAACUGGAAAUUCGAAAUUGUUAUUGCGGGGAGCAACGGCUAUGUUUUGGGUAUGGGGAAGGAAAAGAGCAAUGAGGAGAAUUCAAAGACUUCUGAGGGUGAGAAGAGUGUCAAGGUGGAUAUGGUUGCAGCGUUCAUGAAUAGGUUUGUGGUGGGUGCUGCGCUGGCUUCCUUAAUAGUGGUGCAUAUGGAAUUUUGAGCUUGAACCAUAGGUACCUAGCUGUUCCUACGUGACUUCUCCAUAGUA